Molecule: messenger RNA, 735 nt
Organism: Aspergillus affinis
Lineage: Eukaryota; Fungi; Ascomycota; Eurotiomycetes; Eurotiales; Aspergillaceae
Gene: his3
Product: imidazoleglycerol-phosphate dehydratase HIS3
Exons: 2
Coding region: 1-735 (244 amino acids)
Biological process (GO): L-histidine biosynthetic process
Molecular function (GO): imidazoleglycerol-phosphate dehydratase activity
Source: RefSeq, a predicted model, not a curated record
AUGCCCCUCGCCCAGCGAACUGCGACGAUCUCGCGCGUCACCAAUGAGACCAAGAUCCAAGUCUCUCUCUCCCUAGACGGAGGCGUGCUCCCUCCCUACGAUGCGAACGAACAUUUCCCCACGCCCGAAGACCCCAAGGAAGCCGAGGCCGCGAAGCACGGAAUCGUGCCUCCCAAGGAUGCGGGGCAUGCCACCCAGUUCACCGCCACGCAGCAGAUCACCGUGAGCACGGGAAUCGGGUUCCUGGACCACAUGCUACAUGCGCUGGCGAAGCACUCGGGGAUGAGUCUGGCCGUCCGGGCCAAGGGUGAUCUGUACAUUGAUGACCACCACACCACCGAAGACACCUUCCUUGCCGUCGGCGAGGCCUUUACGAAGGCGCUCGGCGCCCGCCAAUCGCUCGCCCGCUUCGGUCGCGGCGACGCGCCGCUCGACGAGGCGCUGUCGUGGGCGGUGAUCGACCUGUCCAGCCGCCCGUGGGCCGUCAUCAACAUUGGCUUCCGGCGCGAGAAGAUCGGAGACCUCAGCACGGAGAUGAUCACCCACGGACUGCAGAGUUUCGCGCAGGCUGCCGGCGUCACGCUGCACGUGGGCUGCACGUACGGCGACAACGACCACCACCGCGCCGAGAGUGCCUUCAAGGCUCUGGCGGUGGCCAUCCGCAUGGCUUGUGCUCGACGAGUGGCCGGCGAAGUUGGAGCGGGCGAUGUGGUCAGCACCAAGGGGGUGUUGUAA